Molecule: messenger RNA, 2935 nt
Organism: Cannabis sativa
Lineage: Eukaryota; Viridiplantae; Streptophyta; Magnoliopsida; Rosales; Cannabaceae
Product: serine/threonine protein phosphatase 2A 57 kDa regulatory subunit B' epsilon isoform
Exons: 2
Coding region: 1310-2713 (467 amino acids)
Biological process (GO): signal transduction
Cellular component (GO): protein phosphatase type 2A complex
Molecular function (GO): protein phosphatase regulator activity
Source: RefSeq, a predicted model, not a curated record
UUACUCUUAAAGUUUUAUUUUUAUUUUGUAAAAUAUGGCCACAUAGGAUAAUUUUUUAGUGACUUGUCAUUGCCACGUGGGCAAAAUUAGGAGCUGGACAGACGGCAUCUUAAAAUGUAAACAGAAUAGUACUUUGGAGGGUUUUCCCACCAAAAUAUGAGGUUGGAUGGUUUUUUGCAAGUAAAUUGAUAGUUAAGGGGGUUUUGCCGCAAAUUACUCUUUUUUUUAAUGUCUUUUAGUUUUUUUUAAUAAAUCUAACUUUUUAAAGAGCUAACACUAUGUUUGGUAAGAGAGAAGGAUGAAUGGAUGGAGAGAAGUGGAGAGAGUGAUAAAAAAAGAUAUUAAAUCUCGUCUUUGGCAAGUGGGAGAGAAUGAGAGAGAGGAGAAAUAUAGGGAGACAUUCUCUCUCCAAAUCUUAAAAAUUUAAUCCCUUCAAAUUUCGAAUAAUUGUAAAAAAAGAUAAAAUAAAAUUUACAAAAUCUAAUAAUUACUCUUAAAAAAAAUAAUUUAGAAGGACUAUUUUAUAAUUUUACUAAUUAAUUUUUCUUCAUAUUUCCUAUUUACAUUUAAUAUCAAACAACACAAAGUAGAUUAAUAAUUCUCUACAUCAUUCUUACUCUCUAUCAUUCUUAAUCUAGCUAAUAGAUACAAGUAAAAUACAUCUAAUAAAUAGAACCGAUGUAAUCCAAUAUUCAAUGAGUGUUGGAUCAAGUCAUAUAACUAAAAUUAUUUGGAUAGAAUCAGUAAGAAAAAUCCAAAAUCUAAUUUAUAAUUGGAUCUUUAGGUAGGCUGAAAAAUAUUUAAUUUAGUCCAAUAAACACCCAUACUACCUAGGCAUUCAUUUUCACAUAAAUUUAUUUAUAUGCUAGUAGAGUGAAAGGUUGGUGAGGUCCAUGUUAAUAAAUGAAAAUUGUUUCAAUAUAAUUGUCUAAUUUUCCGAUAUAUCUAUCCUAACUAGUUAUUGUGACAAGCUCUUCUCAACUCUACUCAACCAACUUAUAUUAACUACUACUUAAUAUGUUCUCCUACAUCAAUAGGGCCACGUGGCACUCACCCACAUGACUAGCAAGAAUAGCAAAGAAAAUGUUUUUAUUUAGCUCUUCUUUCAUAACUUCACUAAUGAUCAAAUAAAUUCUCACCACUCACAUAGUCCGGACAUUACUAGGCUUCUUGUCUAAUUAACAAUAGCUGUCCUUUUUAACCUUUUCUUCACAUUCACAACACAACAAGUUUCAUAUUUAGUCAUCAUAAAACAAAAGACAUAACUCAUAAGAAGAAGAAGAAAAGAAUAGAGUAGUGAAGGAAAAUAAUGAUGAAGGGUCAAUACAACACUACAAAUACAAAAGCCUCUCUCUCACCAAAUAGAACAUCACUAAAGACCCUCUUUGAUCUUGAUUCCAACAAUGAAAUUGAGGAAAUUCUUUCAAUGAUCUCUUAUUGUACUUCCACAAAAACUUUGAUUGAUCCAUCUGAAUUUCCUUCUCAACAAGAGAAAAAAGGCAACAUGCUUAGUCAACUCCUCACAAUCCUAAGAAACACCAAAAAGUGUAAUCAUGUUAGUCAAAUUUUGUUGUCACCUCUAAUGGAGAUGAUCUCAGCCAAUCUAUUUAGAUCACUCCCUCCACCAUCAAAACCAUAUUCUUCAUUCUCAUCACUCAUCACCUUAGACUCAGAUUUUCCUGAUGAAGAAGAUCCCAUUUCGAAACUAUCAAGAAUAUGGUCUCAUCUACAAAUAGUUUAUGAUAUUCUCAUGAGAUUGAUCACAAACAUUGAUCCUCAUACUUUGAGUAGUUACAUUAACCAUCAUUUCCUUGCCAAUCUUCUCAACCUUUUCCAAUCCGAAGAUCCAAGGGAGCGCGAAAGCUUGAAGAACAUCUACCAUAGAAUCUAUUCUAGAUUCACUUUCCACCGUUCAUUCAUGAGAAAAUCAAUGAAUGAUGAGUUCUUGAACUAUGUGUUUGAAAUGGAGAGGCAUUGUGGGAUUGGUGAGUUGCUUGAGAUAUGGGGAAGCAUUAUCAAUGGCUUCACAGUUCCACUCAAAGAAGAGCACAAGUUGUUUUUGAUGAGAGUACUAAUUCCUUUGCAUAAGACUAAAGGAAUGCAGGGUUACCAUAGGCAGUUGGCUUAUUGUGUGUCUCAAUUUGUGCAAAAGGAACCUGUGCUUGGUGGGGUUGUGGUUAGAGGGAUUUUGAAGUAUUGGCCACUCACUAAUUGUCAAAAACAGGUUUUGCUUAUUGGGGAAUUGGAGGAUUUGGUUGAGAAUAUUGACCCUGAUCAGUAUAGAAAGUUGGCUCUCCCUUUCUGUGCUCAAAUCACAAGAUGCAUCAACAGUUGGAACUCACAGGUAGCUGAGAGAGCUCUAUAUGUGUGGAACAAUGAACACUUUGUGAAAAUGGCAUCAAUGGCAAUUGAAGAAGUGUUUCCAAUGGUAGUGGAAGGAAUGGAGAAGAAUCUCAAGUGGCAUUGGAAUAAAAACGUUCAACUACUCACACAAGAUGUCAAACUUAUGCUGCAAGAAAUGGAUCCAAUUUUGUACUCAAAAUGCCUUGAUGAGAUUCAAGAAAGGGAAUCCAAAGCUUUCCUUGCUGAUAUAAACAGAAAAGAAAAGUGGGACAGAAUUGAAAUGGCAGCAGAUAAUAAGACUAAGACUACCACUAAGUCCAACUAUGGUUUUUUGCACCACCAGUCACAAUCACCUUAUAUUUGUGUUUAACUUUAAAAGUAAUUAAAUUAGUGACUUAAGUAUAAAGUGCAUUAUUUCAAUGAAACCAUACCAUAAUAUACAUGUAUAUAUACAUUUAUUAUAUGUACCACUCAACUCAACUCAUGCAUACAUUAUUAUUGAUGGUUACCCAACUAGACAUUAAAAAUAUCUUUUGUAAUUUAGAGUUUCUUUAUUCUUGCAUCAUGAAUAUAACAAGGAUGUUUCAAUAAA